Messenger RNA from Tinamus guttatus (white-throated tinamou), 1347 nucleotides. The record is from RefSeq and is a predicted model, not a curated record. NCBI's taxonomy places the organism in Eukaryota, Metazoa, Chordata, Aves, Tinamiformes, Tinamidae.
UGCCUGUAGGCCAACGCGGAUCCAUCAGUGAUCAACUGCUUGCACAAUCUGUCCCGUCGGAUUGCCAUCGUCUUGCAGCACGAGGAGCGCCGCUGCCAGUACCUGACCAGGGAGGCCAAGCUGAUCUUAGCCAUUCAGGAUGAAGUGUCUGCCAUGCAAGAAACCACGGAAGGACCACAGUCCCCUUUUCAUCACAUUCUGCCCAAGUGUAAACUGGCCAGAGAUCUCAAGGAGACUUACGACAGUCUUUGUACAACUGGGGUUGUCCGUUUACAUAUCAACAACUGGCUGGAAGUGAGUUUCUGCCUGCCACAUAAAAUCCAUUACGUUGCAACAAGCUUUAUACCCCCCGAAGCAAUUGAGAGGAGUCUAAAAUCUAUCAGGCCUUACCAUGCCUUAUUACUUCUAAAUGAUGAGAAGUCAUUGCUUAAUGAGCUCCCGUUGGACUGCUCCCCUGCCCUGGUGAGAGUAAUUAAAACUACCUCUGCUGUGAAGAAUUUGCAGCAACUGGCUCAAGAUGCUGACUUGGCAUUACUGCAGGUCUUCCAGCUUGCUGCACAUCUUGUUUACUGGGGAAAAGCAAUUAUUAUUUAUCCACUGUGUGAAAACAAUGUCUACAUGCUUUCUCCAAAUGCCAGUGUGUGUCUUUACUCUCCGUUGGCGGAUGCGUUUUCCUGUCAGUUCCGGGGCCACAAUCUGCCGUCGAUGCUGUCCAAGUUCUCCCUCCCAGUUUCACUCUCGGAGUUCAAGAAUCCUCUGGCACCACCAGUUCAAGAGACUCAGCUCAUUCAGAUGGUGAUCUGGAUGCUCCAGCAUCGGCUCCUCAUUCAGCUUCACACCUACGUCUGCCUCAUGGUGCCGCCGAGCGAGGAGGAUUUCCGAGCCCAAGACGAAGACCUGCCCUUUACUGCCAGAGUCGGAGGUCGAAGCCUAAGCACCCCCAAUGCUCUCAGCUUUGGUUCUCCAACUAGUAGUGAUGACAUGACUCUGACAAGCCCUAGCAUGGAUAAUUCCAGUGCUGAAUUGAUACCUGGUGGGGACUCGCCACUAAAUAAAAGGAUGACAGAGAAUCUACUAGCAAGUUUGUUGGAACAUGAGCGGGAAGCUAUUCUUAAUGUCCCUGCUGCCCAGAAUCCAGAAGAUCUCCGCAUGUUUGCAAGGCUGCUGCACUAUUUCCGGGGCCGGCACCACUUGGAGGAGAUCAUGUACAACGAGAACAUGCGCCGCUCGCAGCUGCUCAUGCUGUUCGACAAAUUCCGCAGCGUGCUCGUUGUGACCAGCCACGAGGACCCCGUGAUUUCAGUCUUUCAGUCGCUCUUAAAAUGACUCUUGGCAGGGAAAGGAACC